AUGAUGAGUCAGCUGCUGUGGCGCGAUAAACAACACGUCGGAUCUGAACACUCUUCAGCCUUGUCCACCUCGCAAGACGCUGAGAUGUUCGGUGAGGACUUUUCAAUAUCACAGCUGGCAGUCCCGGUUGUCAAUUCCCUGAUCGGUUUCCUCGCGUAUCCAUCACAGUACCUCUUUCUGCACUUCGAGCCAUUGCCGCUUACCAAGAAUGAGGCUUGGGCAAUCAACAUAUUCGCACUGUGCAUUUUCACAUGCUAUUAUCGAGCGUGUUUUGUAGACCCUGGUCGACUGUCCAAGUCUGAAAAGCACUCGGAGCCUACUCGCGAGGACGGUGACGGGCUGGCCGGUCGCCAACGAUGGUGUCGUAGAUGCGAAGCUUACAAACCCCCACGAGCUCAUCACUGCAAGACAUGCAAAAGAUGCAUUCCCAAGAUGGAUCAUCAUUGCCCUUGGACAUCAAAUUGCGUCUCGCAUUUCACAUAUCCGCACUUCAUUCGCUUUCUCUUCUACGCAGUUGUCGGCAUGUCGUACCUUGAAAGUUGUCUUUGGCAGCGUGGGUAUUUUGUAUGGAAAAACAGCAAUUUGCCCAGCUAUCUUGGCCCAAGGCUAGGACAGCUCAUCCAUCUGUUCAUACUCUUUGUGGUGAACAGUGUUACUGUAUUUGCUUUGUUCAUUCUCCUACUGAGGAGUCUCUGGUCGCUGGGAACGAACACCACUUUCAUUGAAUCCUGGGAGAUUGAAAGACACGCCACCCUUGUCCGCCGAUCUCGUGUUCUGGGUGGGUAUCUUGAAGGCCCAGGUGGAAUCCGAGUUCAGAUCAGAAAACAAGAAUAUCCGUACGACAUCGGGAUUUGGUCCAAUGUGAAGCAAGGCAUGGGCGGAAGUGCAAAUAUCAUCAGUUGGUUCUGGCCGCUUGCUAGAAGUCCUGAUUGUCGCUCUGGUUGGGAAUAUGAAACCAAUGACUUUGAGGAUCCUGAUAGGAUUCCCUUGCCUGUCAAUACGAGACUAGGCUCCAAAUCAUCUCAACCAUACGCUAACGUUCAACAUGAAAUCGAUGCAUUUAAUCGUCGCAAAACAGAAGAAAUGAAACGACUCACGGCUUCCAGUGUACAGCGCCGCAAACCCUUCCAUGAUCGUUACCAAAGAGAUGAAUUUGCUCCAAGUGAAAGCGACGAUUCUGAACUCGAGUCAGGUAACGAAACAGACGAAGGCGAAGAAUCAUGGCGCAAUGCCGAAGGAGAACGAUUACGUGACUUCGGCGUUGACGAGGAAGCAGAAUUCUAUGAUGAGGAGGACAUCCCUCUUGGUAUUCUUCUUCAACGCAGACAGCAACAAACAUCCAAGUGA
Messenger RNA from Penicillium nucicola, 1347 nucleotides. RefSeq names its product putative palmitoyltransferase with autoacylation activity Pfa4 (gene pfa4). Gene Ontology annotation, molecular function: protein-cysteine S-palmitoyltransferase activity. The coding region runs from base 1 to 1347 and encodes 448 amino acids. Gene Ontology annotation, biological process: protein targeting to membrane; peptidyl-L-cysteine S-palmitoylation. Gene Ontology annotation, cellular component: endoplasmic reticulum; endoplasmic reticulum membrane; Golgi apparatus. NCBI's taxonomy places the organism in Eukaryota, Fungi, Ascomycota, Eurotiomycetes, Eurotiales, Aspergillaceae. The transcript has 5 exons. The record is from RefSeq and is a predicted model, not a curated record.